AUGAUUCGUGGCUCAUCAGUAUUGAAAAACGUUACCGCACGUCGAUUCUUAUCAAGUGGUACCAAGUACACCACCUUGUCCAAUGGUAUCACUGUUGCCACUGAAACUAUUCCAAGUGCACAACAUUCAUCUGUAGGAUUGUACUUUUCCGCUGGUUCAAGAUCAGAACACCCAUACAACAACGGUGUAUCUGCAUUGUCAGCCACUGUUCUUUCACAACAACACAAUGCUUCCACCGAUGGAGUCGUUGUAAGUGCUCACAAUGGAAGAGAAUUUAACGGUGUUGUUGCCGAAACCACCAAUGACAACAUUGAAGCUGCCGGAAAAUUGCUUUCAACCAUUGCAACCAAUGCCGAGGAGAUUAUUUCUAAAUCUGAUUAUCAACUUGGUAAACAAUUUUUGAUCAAUCAAUCCAACGCUCUUGAAGCAAACCCAAGAUCAAGGGUGAUGAGUCACUUGGCUGCUUCAGCAUACCAAGGUUACUCAUUGGGUUUACCAAAAUUGGGUACCGAAGAGUCUAUCUCCAACUUGGAACAACAAGAUUCAUUACGUCACUUGUCGAAGCACUUGGUCAACAACAACAUUAUUGUCUCAGCUGCAGGUAACUUUGACCACGAUAAAUUGGUCAAUGCCAUUGAAUCCAACUUGAAGGUAGCUGAAGGUGUUAGACCAGAAAAGAAGCCAGCUUCAUUCUUGGGAUCAGAAGUUAGAAUGAGAGAUGACACCAUGCCAAAAGCAUACAUUUCCAUUGCUGUUCACGGUGAAGGAUUGAACUCACCAGACUUGUACACUGCCAAAGUUGCUGCUAAGAUCUUUGGUAACUUUAAUGCUCACUCGCCAAAAGCUCAUUACAAAUCUUCUAAAUUGUCAUCAAUCGUUCAAGAAUACAACAUUGUUGAAAGUUAUACCCACUUCUCCAAGUCGUUGUCCGAUCACGGAUUGUGGGGAUUCUAUGCUGAAAUCCCAGACAGAUUCACCAUUGAUGAUUUCUGCCAUUUCACAUUGAAACAAUGGAACAGAUUGUCCAUUUCUAUUAGUGAGGCUGAGGUAGCCAGAGCCAAAGCACAAGUCAAGUCUCACCUUUUGAGAGAAUUGACUCACUCAAAACGUGUCACUACCCACAUAGCUAGAAACAUCUUGGCUACCGGACACGAAACUUCAAUCACUGAAGCUUUCCAAAAGAUUGAUGCUAUCACUGUUGCUGAUGUUAAGAGAUGGGGUCAAAACAAGGUCUGGGAUAGAGAUAUCGUUAUCUCGGGUACUGGUUUGAUUGAAGAUUUGUUGGACUACAACAGAAACAGAAACGAAAUGGCCAUGAUGAGAUGGUAG
This is a messenger RNA of Lodderomyces margitis, 1329 nucleotides long. Its product is annotated as ubiquinol--cytochrome-c reductase subunit. The record is from RefSeq and is a predicted model, not a curated record. Lineage: Eukaryota; Fungi; Ascomycota; Pichiomycetes; Serinales; Debaryomycetaceae. Gene Ontology annotation, molecular function: metalloendopeptidase activity; metal ion binding. The transcript has a single exon. The coding region runs from base 1 to 1329 and encodes 442 amino acids. Gene Ontology annotation, biological process: aerobic respiration. Gene Ontology annotation, cellular component: mitochondrion.